AUGGAGGUGAACUGGAAACCUCUAGAAGCUGCGCCAGUGACUUUGCCAAAUGGAUUACCAGGUGUGCCCAGUGCAGCACCUAUGAGGCCACCGUCAACGGCUCCUUCAGUUCAACAUCAUGAACCUCAACAGAUACCACAAGUAAGUUUAUCUGCAGAAGAUCAAGCAAUAAUGGAUCGAUUCUACCAAUUGAUCCAGGCAGUUGUGUCGGUAAACCGAACACCGGUUGCUCUGCAUAAAGCCGAGGAAGCAAGAACACGGCUGGCUUGCGAGUUGGCACCGAGACUAGCUAGUGGAAGGGUAAGUAGAUCAGAUUUGGCGCAAAGUCCAAAAUUUCCUAAAUUUUUCCAAGUUGCAGUUGACCAUGGGUACACGGCAAUUGUUAUGGCAAACAUGUGA
Messenger RNA from Cylicostephanus goldi, 399 nucleotides. The record is from the annotation of a GenBank genome assembly. NCBI's taxonomy places the organism in Eukaryota, Metazoa, Nematoda, Chromadorea, Rhabditida, Strongylidae.